This is a messenger RNA of Eriocheir sinensis (Chinese mitten crab), 582 nucleotides long. RefSeq names its product importin subunit alpha-1-like. The coding region runs from base 42 to 392 and encodes 116 amino acids. The record is from RefSeq and is a predicted model, not a curated record. Lineage: Eukaryota; Metazoa; Arthropoda; Malacostraca; Decapoda; Varunidae. The transcript has 2 exons.
UCGUUCGUCAAGCUGCUCCGCUCGCCGCACGCCAACGUGGCAUGCAGAGCAAGCCAGGAAACACUGCUGGCGAUGGCCCCAAACUCAGAGACUUCGUCAUUAAGGCUGGCAUUGUACAACCUCUUCUAGAACUCAUUAGACCAGACACAGAGACUGCCGAGAUCAACGAGGUGGACCGCCUGGGCCAGAUGACUGAGGAGUGCGGCGGACUGGACAAGACUGAAGACUACAGCACCACGACAACAAGGCCGUGUACGAGAAGGCCCUGGAUGGAUAUCAUCGAGAAGUGUUCCGGCGAGGAGGAGGACCCCGAGGUGAGCAGCACCACCAGUGGCCAGGCGUACGACUUCUCUGCCGUGAACAACGUGCCUGAGGGUGGAUUCUCUUUCUAGGAAUUCAGUGUGUGUGUCUGGCAAGUGAGGAGCAGCAGCAGGCAUGGUGUGUGUGUUCCACGGCGGAAUAAUGUGAUAAUGUAUCUAACCAUCGAUCUCACUUGUCAAAGUGACCUCUGCAGCAUGUUUUACUGGUCCUUCAGUGGACCCGCUGGUGCCUCAGUAUUUUACUGGAUCUUCAGUGGACCCA